AGUGCAGACAGCCCUGCCUCUUUCUGUUCUACGUCACAGCAGAACGGAGCGGAGGGAGCAGGACUACCCCGAUGCUGACAGGAGGAAAGGAGCACUCCAGUCUGCCGGAAGCCGGCUGCUGCUGCUGCAUCUCGUCACUGGACCCCUUGGAUCUCUUAUUGACAUUACAGAGCUCUUUAUUGUUUUCCUCUUCCCCCUCAUUGUGAUCCUGCCAAAACCGAGGAGCUGGAUUGACAAAGACAUAAAGGGAUCCUGCAGCUUCUAACUCUCGAGACCUUUUGGACUAUUCUUCAUCUUUUUGCUGCUUUCAAUCAUUCAGGUGUCAGGAUACAAGCAGAUAUCAGACUGAAUCAAAUGGAUUAAGGACUAGAUCCAGUAAACACUAAACUCCAUUCAAAAGACUACAUCAAAUUAAUUCUGGAGUAGAAUUGAUCUAAAUCAGAUUUAUUGUCAGCUCUUUAACGUGUGUGCAUGUUAUAAGUCAUUUUACUAAUCUUUACUUAAAGAAGCAGAUAUGAUAAAGAUAGACUUUGACUGCAGAAGUUGAGGAUCUGAGCUAUUGACAAAAAUGAUGACCUAUGAGUAAGGAAAUGGUGGUAAUGAUUGGGUUCCCCAGUGAUACUGACUAAUGGAUACCUCAUCGCUGCUGACUCACCACUGGCCCAAAGAUGCCACGCUCUGUUGCCAUCACGUCGGAGUUAAAGCCUUUAACUUAGAUUUUGCCUGGGGGAAAAGACAAUUGAUCGGAACAAAUGGAAAAUGAAGUGACAAUCUCUCACUUGUUUUACUCGAUUUUCACUUUUGAACAUCUGAAGACAUGGCAGGAGCUGAUUACCUUUCUUUUUUCAAUUUUCCUCAGAGGUAAAAAGGGUGAACAUAAGCUCCUUGUUUUACUUGUUCACUGUCACGAUAGAUUGAAGAAAAGCCAUUUCUUUGUAAUCCUUUGAAAGCGAAUCAACUAUGCAUUCACAAAUCCUAUCUUUCCGUUCUUCAAACAUGUGCCCUUGCUCUUUUUAAACCAAGGACACCAACACUGAUUGGUUUCUUCUUCAGCACUCGACCCUGCUCACUUCGCAGGACAGGUGAAACUCAAACCAAGUUUAUGGACACGUCAGAAACCGAUUUUUCCUUUACGCUCGGAUUGCAGAUCCACUUACCAUGGGAUAACUGUACGUUGAACUAAGUGAUUAAGUAACCCCUUGUUCAACAUGGUGGUGACUCACCUGGAGCUGGAGCUACGCUACCAGGGAAAGAAGUUACGUGGCGUGACAUGGAAGUUGACUCGAUCAGAACAUGGGUUCAUACCAGAGAGCUCUUGGCUUAUUGCUGCCCAGGUUAUGGUGCCGUACCUGGUGUCAGGGCUCGGAAUGGUCUCCGCCGGGAUUGUUAUGGAUCUUAUACAACAUUGGGAGGUGUUUAAGGUGAUAACAGAGGUGUUCAUCCUGGUGCCUGCGCUGGUGGGACUCAAAGGAAACCUGGAGAUGACCCUGGCUGCUCGACUCUCCACUGCUGCCAACACAGGCCAAAUGGACGACCCUGAUAAACAAUGGACCAUGGUGUGCAGCAAUCUGGCACUGAUACAGGUUCAGGCGACAGUGGUGGGCUUCCUCGCGGCAGUGGCAGCCGUGUGUUUAGGGUCAUUUUCUAGAGGGGGGAUUGAACUGGACCAGGCAGCUGUUCUCUGUGCUAGCAGCAUCACCACAGCCUUUGUAGCUGCUCUUUCCUUAGGCCUGGUGAUGGUCGGAGUGAUCAUCGGCUCCAGGAAGGUGGGGAUCAACCCCGACAACGUGGCCACCCCCAUCGCUGCCAGUCUGGGUGAUUUAAUCACCCUGUCCCUGCUGGCCGGGGUCAGCAGCACACUCUAUGAAUAUAAAGAUAUAUGGUACCUGUCGCCCAUGGUGAUUCUGGUCUUCCUGGCUCUGAUCCCACUGUGGGUGGUGGUGGCCCGACAGAACCCUCAGAUCAGCGAGGUUCUCCGCUCAGGCUGGCAGCCUGUUAUAGUAGCCAUGUCCAUUAGCAGUUUUGGAGGCCUUAUACUGGACAAGACAGUGAGUGAUCCCAACUUUAAGGGCAUGGCUGUCUUCACGCCCGUCAUUAACGGUGUGGGUGGUAACUUGGUGGCCAUCCAGGCCAGUCGGAUCUCUACCUACCUGCACUUCUGGAGCAUCCCAGGGGUGCUGCCCUACAAGAUGAGGCAGCACUGGCCCAAUCCUUGCAUCACCUUCUUCUCCUCAGGAGUGAACUCCAAGUCAGCGCGGGUGCUUCUGAUGCUAGUUGUCCCCGGUCACCUGGUCUUCCUCUACGCCAUCUCUCUGCUGCAGGGAGAUGAGGUGCCUAUCGGCGUAGCCUUCACAAUCUGCUACCUGUGUGCUGCUCUGCUGCAGGUGGCCAUCCUCCUUUACUUUGCCGACCUCAUCAUCCGUGUGAUGUGGAGACGGAGCCUGGACCCUGACAACUUCUCCAUCCCCUACCUGACUGCCCUGGGGGACCUGCUGGGCACCGGCUUUCUGGCCCUCUGCUUCCGCGGCGUCUCACUGUUUCAGAGCCUCGGCCUCUGAAUGUUUACCCCUGAACUCUUAGCCAGCCACGGUCUCGCUGCACCAUUUUUUUUUUACAUUUACGCAGAGAUGCUUUUAAAUUGGACAAUAAAGCAUUUUCUUACGGUUAUUACCACGCCAGUUCAUACCGAGGAAUCUGUCUGUGUCACUAAUUCAAACCUCGACAAUGACACAGCACCACAGCACAGGUGGCACCCACCCAUUUAAACCCAUCCAUGUGCGUGAAGGGUUUGCUGCAUGAACACGUCCAGCCAAUCUAAUUAUUUGUAUUUGAGGGCAAAAGAAUUUAAAGUAUGUAGACGUUUUAGAUAUCUGUCCCGUCAGUAUAAUGAACUUUGUUUUGUAAUCAUUCCUCUAUAUGUCUUUUAGUUUUCCUGCAUUAACUAAACGUGAGUUUGGUGGCUCUGUGCUCGCCUCGUCUUUUUGGCUUCAUCCGAGAAAUAUUUAGCAACUUCAUAGCAGCGAGACUGAACAGUUUGUCUGUUUGUGGACAUCUGUUUAAAUGUGGAUAGAUCAAACAGACUGUCCAAGCUGUCCAUCAUUGGAUGGCCUGUACUAUGCAUUAAUGCUAGAGGUUGAUGUAUGUUGUACACCAACUGGAAUUUUCAUGGAUGUACAGUAUGUCUAACAUAUGUUAUGUAGAAUGAAUUUAGAUGAAAGGGACUGAUGUAGUUUUCACGCAAAUCAGGUCACAUACCGUUAACACACUGGGGAAUGUUUCUGUAUAUUGUACUUUAUGAAUCUUUUCUUAACAUUUUCUGCAAAUGUAUUUUUUGAGCUAUAGCGUAACAGAAGCAAACAGACAGAAUGGGGUAAUUGGUAUAUUCAUGGCCAAAGGCAAAUGGCAUGGCUGCACAGUGGGAACAGUAUGAUUAGGAGGAAGGCACUAUCAGUAGGUGUGGUGGGAGUUUUAUUUCAGUCACGAGCAAUGGAAUCACCUCUGUUCAGACAGUGUCAUGAUUCCAAAGCACUGUGAAGCCCUGGAAACGUGUCUACACCUCUCACUAUUUGUAUAGAAAUCUCAGCAUUAAAAAAACAAAAAACAAAUUAUUGUGAAUUUUUUUGCCCAACUCAAUGUAAAAAAAAAACACAGCAUUGAUUUGAUGCAGGAGGCUAUAAGUAUUUGUUUUCACUCAUCAGUUCAGGUUUAUGUGUUGACAUCUACUGUAAAGCUGCAGAGGAUCUUGGGUAUUCCCUCACUACUUGAUACUAACAGCCCCUUUAAUGGAAGGUCCACAAAGCCUUACUGUUCAGUAUGACGUUUUAGAACUAUAAAACCUCAUCAUUACAGCAGUGAAUGCAUAUACAUGAACAUGUUACUCUCAAAGGUGUGUUCAGACAGAAAGCAAACCCGAUUUUGGCCUUGUGUCAUUCACACGAAUUUCACCGCUGGAUUCUAAAUUCGGAACUCACCUUUAACUCCAGAUUUUGUAUUAUUUUACCUCCAGUCUCACUCCUUAUUCUUUUCAUCUCUGUACUUUUAUGAAACAAAUUCAUAAAGCCCUGGAAUGCGCUCAUACUUUUUGGUGGAGUUCAUACAUUUUCAACUCACGUUGGUGUAUCUAUUGACUUUGUCUAAAAUUUGAUUCACAUUCUGUCUGAACACACAGUAACACUUGUCAUUCAUUUAACAUUUAAAGUUAUUUAAAAAAAUGCAUUAUUUCAGCUUACACGAACACACAAACUAUUACAAUUAGUAUGAAUAAAAACCUUAAACUGCAAAAGCCACAGUAUUUAGAGAUUAUAAUCUGAAGUACACUGGCUAUCUCUCUAUCGUUGCUAUGUGAGCUUAAAAUAGCAUGUAUAAAUGCACUCAUGAAGUCACAUGCAGCAUUUUUGCAGUUUGCUGUUACUAGUAGUAAUACUUAUUUUAGAGACAAAGCUCGUAAACACUGAAAUCUGAGGCAUUUCUAAAAACAGCCUGUCUUUUCAGUAAUUGAUCUCUUAAGGUAUUUCAGUGUUAAUAGUGCUUUGCUAAAAGCUUUUAUUGUGACACUGUCACACAGUACUUUCUACACUAGAAGGUAAUGAAAUAUAGAUACGUACUAUUUGAAUCACAGUUUAUUUCACUCAAGCUUACUGAAAUAUAUGUGUUAACUGUGAUACUGUGAGAACUAGACCACAGCUAAGGUUGUAUUGUACCAGCACAUACUGUAAUUGUGUCUUAAUCAGUAGGGCUGGACGAUAUAUCAUACAUCUUUAUUAUUAUAAAAUGUCACUGUUAUUAAUAUUUAUUGUGUUGUCUCACUUCUGAUGUUUGUCUUAAUUACAGUCUGACCAGUGAAAGAUUGUAGACUUAUUGGUUGGUUUAAUGUCUGGUUAGCUGUCAUUGGUUUCGGUGGCCGGUGUAAGCCAGAUCAUUUUUUUAUAUUUUUUAUCAUGACUAAAUUUAGGUUGGUUAUAAUAACAGUCAUUCAAAUGAAUAGUUCAGUGUUUUGGGAAGUACGUUUAUUCACUUCAUUGCCAAAACUUAAAUGAGAAUAUUGAUAAAGAGCCGAAGUGAGAGGUUGGUAUCAAUCUUUUUAUCUAAUUCUUGGCAAGAACAUUUCCCAAAAAUGUUGGAACUAUUUCCCUAAAAACUGUGGUUUAUUGUCCAGCCCUAUUAAGUAUUUAAAAGAUUUUAAUAGUAGUCUAAGGUUGCCUUGAAAACAAAGUUAAUGUCAACUGUCUUGUGUAAAAUUUCCUCACCCCUCACCAUGUCGGUCAAACAAUUGUAGCUUUAUUUAAAUGUUGCAACAGUCUUUACUCUUUUGCUGUCUAUUGGCACGACUUUGUACUGUACUUCAAUGUUGACACUGCCACAUUAUGACUUUAGGGGCUUUUAAAAUGCCUUCAUUUUCUAAUCCUGUUGUGUUCACUGUCACCUGAGCUUCCAUGUAUGCUAUGUCUUAUGUGUGCAUUAAGAUGGUGUGGAAGUGUGGAUUCAAAAAUGUGACAAAUGUUUGGUGAGCGUUUAUGUGAUUUUGUGGCUAUGAACAGUUAUAUUUUAAUAAAAACCAACAGUGUAAUAAUGUA
Molecule: messenger RNA, 5573 nt
Organism: Sander lucioperca (pikeperch)
Lineage: Eukaryota; Metazoa; Chordata; Actinopteri; Perciformes; Percidae
Product: solute carrier family 41 member 1-like
Exons: 10
Coding region: 1209-2558 (449 amino acids)
Biological process (GO): monoatomic cation transport
Cellular component (GO): plasma membrane
Molecular function (GO): monoatomic cation transmembrane transporter activity
Source: RefSeq, a predicted model, not a curated record